Messenger RNA from Meira miltonrushii, 980 nucleotides. RefSeq lists its product as uncharacterized. The coding region runs from base 335 to 934 and encodes 199 amino acids. The record is from RefSeq and is a predicted model, not a curated record. Lineage: Eukaryota; Fungi; Basidiomycota; Exobasidiomycetes; Exobasidiales; Brachybasidiaceae. The transcript has a single exon.
GGUUUAGUCUGGGCGUGCAUACAGUUCACUAUGCUUUAGUCACUCUUGUACGCCGAUUGAUGGCGUUCUCGUUGCACCGACUCUGUAUAGAACAUCUUCUUGCGGGAAUCAUUAGCAUUGUUUGCUGUCUUUGUUAAUAUCUCAAUUUGUCUCUCUGAAACAUAUAUAAACCCCCUCUCUCAACCACCUAUCCAUCCACUUUUCCUCAUCAACUCUUCUCUCUUUUUACUACUUCUAUCAAUAACUCUUCAGCGCCGGCCGCUCUAGAUUUGCUUUCAAAACUCAAACUUUAAUCUUUUCUCUUUUUUACAAAACUCAAUCUUUUUUAUUCAAAAUGGUUCCAAUCAAAUCCUUGGUCUUCUUGGCUCCUUUCGUCGUUGGCUUUGUUGCCGCAAGUAACGAUCACAACUCAAACGUCAACAACUCAAACUGGGAUAACUCUCACUCUGAAACAGAUAUCAACCAAGGCGCAUUCAUGUCUUGUGGUAUGCACUCUCGCAGUAUUAUCACUGGCGGAAUUGGUGGCAGCGGUAACCAAGCUCAAAACUCUUGCCGUAGAUCAGAAAUUAUGGAAGAACACUUGGAAGCUCGUGAUUUGGAUGCAGGAUUUGAAGCAUUUGACGCUUUAACCCGUCGCAGUAACGAUCAUAACACAAACGUUGAUAACUCAAACCAUGAUAACUCUCAAUCAGUCACUCAUGGAAACGGUGGUGCAGUAUUGCAAUGCCGUCGUCAAGAUAUCAUUACAGGUGGAAUUGGCGGUAACGGUAACCAAGCUCAAAACUACUGCCGUCGUUCUACUCAACUUGCCAUCAAAGACCUUGGUGCAGUUUACCGCCGUAUGGUCGAACGUGACUUGUCGGCUGAAGAAGCAGAACACGGUGCCGCAUUCUUGCGUCGUCAUGCUACAGAAUUGGGCUUGCUCAGCGCUUAAUUUCAACGUCUUUUUUCCAUUUCAUAAUAUCACACUUUUAGCAUUC